Molecule: messenger RNA, 814 nt
Organism: Austrofundulus limnaeus
Lineage: Eukaryota; Metazoa; Chordata; Actinopteri; Cyprinodontiformes; Rivulidae
Source: RefSeq, a predicted model, not a curated record
GAAGCGAGCUGCAGCAGCAGGAAGUCAGGCCUCUGCAGGAGGAGGGAAGCUGAUGCAUGACGAUAACAUGUACAGCAGCAUCACGCAUCCUGCUGAGGACACGGGACACCAGAGGACAGAGACCAGCCGAGAGGACCAGGACAUCAACUACGCCUCCGUCCAGUUCAGAAACAACCAACGCAACAAACAAGUGGAGGAGGCAGCUGAUAGCAUCAUCUACUCCUCAGUGGUCACCAAAGGCUGAGGUCACUUCCUGUUUCCUCCCACUCAACAGGAAGUCCUGAUCUGAUGAAGACUGAGUCAAACUUGCAUCAUCAUCAUCAGAGGAAACAUCAGAAAGAAAGACUCUGAACUGAACAGAAAUAAAUAGUUUUUUGUAUUAUAGUUGUUUAUUAAAGGUUUUAACUUUUUAUAUUUGAGGAAUCUUUCGAGGAAACCUCAGGUUUCAUCACUUCCUGCCAUUUUUCUUCUUUUCACGCCUGAAAUUUUUACAAUAUGAAGAGUUUUAGUAAUUCUGUUGAGGCUUUAAAAUAUUGCAAAAGUAGUUUCAUCAUUUCAGACACAAAAAGAGGAAGACUCUAAAAGCAAAAACUGUUUCUGGUUUUGAAAUAAAACUAAUCCUCAGUUCAAACUCAGAGUAGGUUAAUGAUUUAUGAAACCAAACUGAAGAAUUAUUGAACUUUUAAAAUGUGCAGAUUUAACAGUUUAAACUAAACAUGAGGGUCUGUGAGCUGCAGCUGAAACAGGUUCGGUUUAUAAUGAGAAGAAACAUGUGAAACAAACCAUCUGACCCUGAAUAAAUGAUUCAAUCAGA